ACUUGUAUUUUGAAAAGCGUCACAGAUGGAAGCCAUAUGUGGGGAAAUGUUCGCGUCACUUCAACUACCACCUCACGUAACAGUAUAGCUGCUAGCUAGUGAAAACAGAUUAUUUUCAUUAAAUAUGUAUUUCGAAAAUCAACGGUUUUUGUUUCAGGGUUCGGCGCUGUGGGUCAGCAGUACAUGAGCGAUUUCAGCACCAAAGAGCCCUCAAUUGUGCGGUUAUUAUCGGUUUCAGCUGUCUAAACAGGCUAACAGUAAGACACAUACCAGUCUUUGCUUCUCAAUGAUGAGCUCUCAAAUAGAUAAACAGUGAAAUAUCUAAGACAUAAACGCACACAGAAGCAUGGACGAAAAAUACAGCAGUAAUGUCAUCUCAGGUGGGAAGCUGGGACGAGUUGAGACUCCAGAUGCCAGACUGACCCGGUACAUAGUAUUACUCUACUUUACCAAGCUGCUGAAGGCUUUUGGGAUAUUUGAGUCAUAUGAUCUCCUUAAAGUUGUGCACAUUGUACAGUUUCUCUUUAUUUUGAAAAUGGGGUGUGCAGUGAUACUGGUUUUCUUUCAAAAGCCAUUUUCAUCUGGAAGAAUGAUUCCUAAGAGACAGUGGAUUAAAAUCCUCAAGCAUGCUGUCAUGAGCUGUGUCAUCUCCCUGUUGGGUUUCUUUGGGUUGACACUCUGUGGACCACUCAGGACCCUUUUGCUGUUUGAGCACAGUGAUCUGGUGGUGAUCUCUCUCCUCAGCGUUCUCUUCACCAGCUCUGGAGGGGGACCUUCUAAGACGAGGGGUGCUGCUUUCUUCAUAAUUGCUGUGAUCUGCCUAUUGCUCUUUGAUAAUGAUGAUCUCAUGGCAAAAAUGGCAGAGCACCCCGAGGGACACCAUGACAGUGCUCUUACCCAUGCGCUGUACACAGGAAUUGCAUUUUUAGGUGUGGCGGACCACAAGGGUGGAGUGGUUCUUCUGGUUCUAGCUCUGUGCCUGAAGGUGGCCUUCAACACAGCAUCUAGAAAAUUGUCAGUGGAUAUUGGGGGCGCAAAACGCCUUCAUGCUUUAUCUAGCCUGGUGUCAGCUGUAGUUCUACUGCCCUGGGUCAUAGUGCUGUCUGCGACCACUGAGAGUAAGGUAGAAUCCUGGUCUGGCCUCAUCUUGCCAUUCGCCAUGAUCAUCUUCUCUGUGAUGAUACUGGACUUUUACGUGGAAUCCAUCUGCAUGGCAAAGCUGGAAACCUCACGCUGCGCUCGAUAUGGCUCCAUCUUCCUGUUCCUCAGCGGCCUGCUGCUGGCAAACUUCUGGACCCACCCGCUAACCGACCAGCUCAGAGCCGUGAGUAAGUCAGUCCAGCAGAGUAGCACUGAGCAUGUGCUAUCAGGUGGAGUCCUGGUCAGCGCCUGCUUCUUCAUCAUGGCUGAUAGCAUACUGUCAGCCCCAUCUUCAAAGGGUCAGAAGGGAACAUUGGUGGGUUAUUCCCCUGAAGGAACUCCUCUGUACAACUUCAUGGGAGAUGCGCUCCAGCACACAUCCCAGUCUCUGCCUCGCUUCAUCAAAGACUCGCUCAAACAGAUCCUGGAGGAAUAUGAUUCACGGCAGAUCUUCUACUUUCUAUGUCUCAACCUGGCCUUCACAUUUGUGGAGCUCUUCUAUGGUGUGUGGACCAAUAGUCUGGGGCUGAUUUCUGAUGGAUUCCACAUGCUGUUUGACUGCUCGGCUUUGGUUCUGGGGUUGUUUGCUGCCCUCAUGACCAGGUGGAAAGCGACCAGGAUAUAUUCCUAUGGGUAUGGUCGUGUGGAGAUCCUCUCUGGGUUUAUCAAUGGCCUGUUCCUCAUGGUCAUAGCUUUUUUUGUGUUUGUGGAGUCAGUCACCAGACUCAUCGAUCCACCAAACAUCAACACAGACAUGUUAACACCGGUGUCGGUUGGUGGACUCCUCGUUAAUCUGGUGGGCAUCUGUGCCUUCAGUCAUGCACACUCCCAUGGGGCCUCCAAAGGUAGCUGCUCUGGGCAUGACCACGGCCACUCACACCACGGGCACGGAAGUGGAGAACACAGCCAUGGAGGACAUGGACAUAGUCAUGGAGGACACAGUCACUCCCACGGCCACGGGCAUUCCCACGGGUCUGCUGCAGCGGGAAUGAAUGCUAAUAUGCGAGGAGUGUAUCUGCAUGUGCUUGCUGACACGCUGGGCAGUGUCGGUGUGAUUAUAUCCACUAUUCUCAUCAGACAGUUUGGAUGGCUGAUCGCAGAUCCUAUUUGUUCGCUCUUUAUUGCCACACUGAUUUUUCUCAGUGUCAUUCCUUUGUUAAAGGACGCCUGUGAGGUUCUUCUCCUGAGAACGCCACCUCAGCAUGAAAAGGACCUUAACUUUGCACUUGAAAAGAUUCAGAAAAUCGAAGGUGUUUUAUCCUACCGUGAUCCACACUUCUGGAGACAUUCCGCCAGUGUUAUUGCUGGAACCAUCCAUCUCCAACUCAUGUCUGAUGUAGUGGAACAGCGAGUUAUUCAACAGGUGUCUGCCGUGUUGAAAGAUGCCGGUGUUAACAAUCUGACUAUUCAGUUGGAAAAAGAAGCCUACUUCCAGCACAUGUCUGGCCUAAGCACUGGAUUCCAUGAAGUUCUAACCAUGACACUACAGAUGGAGUCCAUUAAAUAUUAUAAAGAUGGCACAUGUAUCAUGUAAACUUCUGUUUUAACACACAGAAAUAAAGGGAUUUAAGGUGUAAUUUUUCUUUUUUUUUUUUUUUUUUUUUAAAUAAAAAAUGAACUUAUUUUAUGAUGUCUACGACAGUUUCUGUCUUUUUCCUAACUGUUAUAAACACAAUAAAAUAUUCUAUUAUGA
This is a messenger RNA of Sinocyclocheilus anshuiensis, 2833 nucleotides long. RefSeq names its product zinc transporter 5-like. Gene Ontology annotation, biological process: zinc ion import into Golgi lumen; intracellular zinc ion homeostasis. Gene Ontology annotation, molecular function: zinc ion transmembrane transporter activity. NCBI's taxonomy places the organism in Eukaryota, Metazoa, Chordata, Actinopteri, Cypriniformes, Cyprinidae. Gene Ontology annotation, cellular component: Golgi apparatus; cytoplasmic vesicle; membrane. The coding region runs from base 347 to 2674 and encodes 775 amino acids. The record is from RefSeq and is a predicted model, not a curated record. The transcript is spliced from 16 exons.